AUGUUGCUCCCACAGUUCACUCGUUUCUCUACACGGCUGGCAGGCCCUAUCCGUAACGCGAACAGCUCUCGGACAUGGAGCUCUACCGCUACAAGAUUCAGUGAAAAGAAAAGUGCCUACCGGGAAGGGAUUUCAGCAUACGGUGCCUUUGCCCGUCCCUUUGGGAAGGUCUUCUUGGGCGCUGUGCUCACUUACCAGAUUAUCUAUUGGACAUGGAUGAAGCUGGAGACGGAUGAUAUUAAACUUCAAAAGAAUGAGCAACUUUCUGGCCUGGAAAAAAAGGCUCGGGAGCUGGCGGCUGCUCAGAAAUGA
Messenger RNA from Penicillium odoratum, 312 nucleotides. RefSeq lists its product as uncharacterized. Lineage: Eukaryota; Fungi; Ascomycota; Eurotiomycetes; Eurotiales; Aspergillaceae. The transcript has 3 exons. Bases 1 to 312 code for a protein of 103 amino acids. The record is from RefSeq and is a predicted model, not a curated record.